AUGGCGUCCUUCCAAAACGAUGAGAAGGCCAAUGGGGUCAAAGAGACUGGUGCUUUCCAUGCCGAGGUCUUGGACGACAAGGAGGUGUUGAAUAAUGCUUACGAGGCUGAAACACGCGAACAAGAGAUGGGCAUGUGGGAAGCUGUCAAGUCCUAUCCUUGGGCAUGUCUCUGGGCAUUCAUCAUGUGCUUCACAAUCGUUAUGGAGUCAUUCGACAUGUUCUUGAACGGCAACUUUGUGGCUCUUGGUGCUUUCCGACGCAAAUACGGUGUCAUGGUCGCUGCUGGAGAGUUUUCCAUCCCUACCAAGUGGCAAAGUGCUCUCUUCCAGUCAGGUCAAUGCGGAGCCUUUGUCGGUGUAUUCCUCGCCGGACCUAUCACAAAUCGCAUUGGCUACCGAUGGACCACUAUCUUGGGUCUCGUUUUGAUGAUACUCACCAUUCUCGUGUCGUUCUUCGCCAAUUCUCUUACCCUUCUGGUAGUCGGACAAGCCCUCGAAGGUAUCCCAUGGGGAUUCUUCAUUGCCAACUCGCCCGCUUACGCAUCCGAGAUCGUUCCUCUGGCGCUUAGAGGUGCGUGCACUGCGACCCUGCAGAUGUCGUGGUCCAUUGGAAGCAUCAUUGUUGCAGCAGCAACAUACUCGUACAACCAACGUAACGAUCAGUGGGCUUGGAGAGUCCCCAUCGCUUUACAAUGGAUCUUCCCUGUUCCUCUCUUGGUUUUGGUCUGGCUAUCACCUGAGUCGCCCUGGUGGCUUAUCCGUCGUGGACGCAAAGAGGAAGCUCUCCGCUCGAUCAAGCGUCUUGGUAGCAAGCGUGAAGGCAACAACGAAGAAACACUGGCUAUGAUGGAGCGUACUGUGGAGAUCGAGGCCCAAGCUGGAGGCUCCCCCAAACUCACCGACCUGUUCAAAGGUAACGACCUGAGACGUACACUUAUUACCUGCUUCAUGUACAUGUCGCAGAACUUCGCCGGUAACUUGAUUGCCAACCAGGCAACUUUCUUCUUCGAGCAAGCUGGAAUUUCUCCCGACUUUGCUUUCAAGCUCAAUCUCAUCAACUCAUGCUUGCAAUUCAUCGCCAACAUUGUCUCUCUUCCUCUGACUGGCUGGUUUGGUCGUCGCACAAUAUACCUCUGGGGUACAGCAUUCAACGCCACUAUGCUUUUCAUUCUUGGUGUAUGCGCUACUGUCAAGCAGACUUCUGGCACCAAUUAUGCUCAGGCUUGUCUCGGCAUUAUCAUCUCGUUCGUCUAUGCUGGCACCCUUGGACCUAUCUCAUACUCCAUCAUCUCCGAGACAUCUUCAGUUCGCCUCAGAGCUCUCUCUACUGGUGUCGGUCGUGCAGCCUACUAUGUCGCCGAGAUUCCUAUGAUCUACCUGGCUUCGAAGCUCCUCAACCCUACCGGAUGGAAUCUUGCUGGCAAGUGUGGAUACGUUUGGGGUAGCACUGCCGUAAUUUGCUGGGUCGCUGCAUAUUUCUUCCUUCCCGAGCUCAAGGGUCGUUCUUACCGUGAGCUUGAUAUCUUGUUCAACCGCAAGACUCCUGCUAGACAGUUCAAGAAGACUAUCAUCGAUGUCAAGGAUAACGACUAG
Molecule: messenger RNA, 1593 nt
Organism: Aureobasidium subglaciale EXF-2481
Lineage: Eukaryota; Fungi; Ascomycota; Dothideomycetes; Dothideales; Saccotheciaceae
Exons: 3
Coding region: 1-1593 (530 amino acids)
Biological process (GO): carbohydrate transport; transmembrane transport
Cellular component (GO): membrane
Molecular function (GO): carbohydrate:proton symporter activity
Source: RefSeq, a predicted model, not a curated record